AUGGGAACUUAUCAAGCAUUAGUGGAUGGAAAUAACGAUGGCACAGGACACUCGUUUGCCAGUCACAGAAGAGUAUUUAGCGACAACGGAAUGCAUUGGAUUGAUUUGGAGCUUCUUUUUGACGUGUGUCUUGCUGCUUCAUUGCUUAUUUGUGUCGUAGUAUGGUCAAUAUUGUAUCCGUACGCUGUCAAAACGGGACAUCCUGAAAAAAUCCUAAAUGGAGUGAGCUAUUGUCAACAUGGAAUUAAUGUACUAUUACUUCAGAUUGACUUUGCUGCUACUAAACACUUGGUGUCAAGCAAUGCUUUGCCGUUGAUUAUGGGCUGGCCUUCGGUGUAUGCAGUAUUUGCUUGGAUUGUACAUGGAACGGUGGUAAAAGGGUUUUGGCCGUACCCGUUCCUUGAUUUGGAAACUCCGUGGGCCCCAUUCUGGUAUGGAGGAUUACUAGCUGCACAUAUAAUGGCGUUGCUACUAGUCAUGCUGUUAUCGAAGGUAAAGCAGAUGGAGCCGCGAUCAGUGACAUUGGCGGAUCAAGUCGAAGCUUAA
Peronospora belbahrii is the source of this 546-nucleotide messenger RNA. NCBI's taxonomy places the organism in Eukaryota, Oomycota, Peronosporomycetes, Peronosporales, Peronosporaceae. The record is from the annotation of a GenBank genome assembly.